Messenger RNA from Anastrepha obliqua, 6244 nucleotides. It is a transcript of the gene rdgA, whose product is annotated as eye-specific diacylglycerol kinase. The transcript has 16 exons. Bases 116 to 4345 code for a protein of 1409 amino acids. Lineage: Eukaryota; Metazoa; Arthropoda; Insecta; Diptera; Tephritidae. Gene Ontology annotation, molecular function: ATP-dependent diacylglycerol kinase activity; protein binding. Gene Ontology annotation, biological process: diacylglycerol metabolic process; lipid phosphorylation; intracellular signal transduction. The record is from RefSeq and is a predicted model, not a curated record.
ACCCAGAAACAAAAGAAACUAUUUAAGAAAAUUUUCAAAUAAAUCAGGGGAGUUUUAAGACAAAAGAAAGGGAAAACUACGGACCUACUCAUUUGGGAAUAAAAAUUACCGUAGAAUGCAACGACUGCGCACGACUUUCACGCGUUCGCGCACACCCACCGGCGCUGAGAUGAAAACCCAAAAUAGUCUCGAGGUGCCGAAACAGCAGGUGCGUUCCGCUUCGUUUGAUGAAAUGCAAUUAGAGUCGCAACGUGUCUCGUCCCAACUCCUCAAGCAGCAAUCAUCGUCAUCGACAGAUGAACGUUCACUGGACACGGGUCUGUUGCAGGUGCCGCAGGCCACACACACGCAACGUUCGCAUUCCUUUGACUCGGCGGCGGCUUCCGCGGGCAGUGAUGAUUCGGGCACAUUCUUGGAAGUGCCGCGCCGUGGCAAGGCGCGUCGUAGCUCGUCAACAAAAACGCCACCACCCUGCAUACACUGCUUGUAUUUGGAGGAAUACUUGAAGCAGCAGAAAGCGGAGCAAAGCUACAUUGCUGCCGAUCGAUGUGAAUCGAGUUCACUCACCUAUGGCUACAGCAGUUCCGAUGAUGAUACUGACAACGAUGGCGCCAGUGUUGCCGCCGACGACGACGUUGUGGAGGAAGACGAAGAGGAUGAGGAGGAUGCAGCCACUGGCGAUGGCACCGAAACAGGCGGCGGCUCGUAUGAGUACGAUGAUGCGGCUUUGGAAAUGGACAUCAGACUGGGUGGGCUUAGCACUGGCAGCAGCAUUGAGGAGUCACGUGCGCGCCUGCCACGUCAAAUGCGUCGCCACACUAUAGGCAGCUCUGUGACCACCUCCGAGGAUGAGGGACUCGACGAAUCCGAACAUGAUUCCCCACAUUUCGGUAAUACGCUGCUGCCACCUUUGCCGACAACGCCAUGUGGCAUCACAUUCACGCUCUCGCCCACGAACGGCGAUUGCCCACCCUUUCCGUAUGCCUUCCCCAUCGACCCUGGCUCACCACCACCCUCACCAUCUAUUUCGUUUUCGGUUUGCGAUAGCCCAAUGUUGGAAUUGCCACCACCACCGCCUAUAUCGCCACUUGAAUUGCUGCCCCAUUCGCCCAUUUUCGAUUUGCCGCUGCCACCACCACCUGGAUUUAGCGGUGGUUUGAGUGCAGCUGGUGGAGAUGAUGCGGCUGAGGUGCCGCCUUCGCCUACCGCCAUGCGUCCUCGACGUCGCUCUAUUUCUCGGCAGGAGGCUAUUUUUGUGGAGCCAACAGGCAAUUCGCUGGAGAAUGUGUCACAGGGAGAAGAUUUGAAAUCAUCGGUUGAGGCGGUGGAUUCAGUGGAUGAGGCAUCCACAAUAGCUACUUGCGGCUCGCCGACAGCAGCCAAACAUGCGCUGGUUGUACGUGAUAUUUACCUAACUGUACCUGAUUUGAAGCGCGACCGUGCAGCCUCCGUCGAUUCGUGCUUUUCGAAAAUGUCGUCGGCCGGCAAGACAGAAGAGCUCCAGCCAAGCGAGGAUGGUUGUUUUCUCACCGUACCGAAUAUCAAUGCCACGCGUUCGCGCUCCGUAGACAUUGUGCUGCCGACGGAUGAGCAGGCACGCUACAAAGCGCUCGCCAUGACAGGCGUUUGCAGAGAUGGACGAUCAGCGUCGGCGAGUAAUGCACGUCGACCUAUACGAAUUGUGCCCGACUGGACCGAGAAUGCGGUGCAGGGUGAACACUUCUGGAAGCCCACGUCGGCUUCUGGCGAUUUAUGCUGCUUGAAUGAGGAGUGCAUUAAAAGUGGUCAACGCAUGAAGUGUUCGGCCUGCCAAUUAAUUGCGCAUCAAAAUUGCAUUCCAAUCGUCAAUGAAAAGACUCAAUUAGCGUGUAAGCCAACAUUUCGAGACGUAGGCGUAAGACAAUACAGGGAACAAUCAACGACGCAUCACCACUGGGUGCAUCGCAAGAUGGAAAAGGGCAAAUGCAAACAGUGUGGAAAGGCUGUUCAAGGCAAACUUUUUGGUUCGAAGGAAAUCGUUGCAUUGUCCUGCGCCUGGUGCCACGAAGUCUAUCAUAACAAGGAGUCCUGCUUUAAUCAAGCGAAAAUUGGCGAAGAAUGUUUGUUGGGCAACUAUGCACCCAUCAUCGUACCACCCUCGUGGAUAGUCAAGCUGCCCACCAAGGGUAAUUUCAAAUCCUCCAUACGAGUUAACAACAAAGCCAAUGUCACCAUAGCGGGCGGUAAAAAGAAGGGCAUGAGUAAAAGACAAAAACAAAAGGAGGAAAAGAAGGAGCCACGAGCUUUCAUCGUGAAACCCAUACCAUCGCCGGAUGUCAUACCCGUGAUAGUGUUCAUCAAUCCGAAAUCUGGCGGCAAUCAGGGAGUGAAGCUAUUGGGUAAAUUCCAACAUUUGCUCAAUCCACGACAAGUUUUUGAUUUGACGCAAGGUGGCCCGAAAAUGGGCUUGGAAUUAUUUCGCAAAGCGCCUAAUUUACGUGUAUUGGCGUGUGGUGGCGAUGGCACAGUCGGUUGGGUACUUUCAGUGCUGGACAUGCUCAAUCCACCGAUAACGCCCGCGCCCGCCGUUGGUGUGCUGCCGCUUGGCACGGGCAAUGAUCUGGCGCGCGCGCUCGGCUGGGGUGGUGGCUACACUGAUGAGCCGGUCAGCAAAAUAUUGCGCGAAAUCGGUAUGUCUCAGACUGUACUGAUGGAUCGCUGGCGCCUGAAUGUCACGCCAAACCCCGAUGCGGAAGAUGAUAACGUGAGCCGCAGCAAGGACAAUGUACCUUUAAAUGUGAUCAACAACUAUUACUCCUUUGGCGUGGACGCGCAUAUUGCACUCGAAUUUCAUGAGGCCCGCGAAGCGCAUCCAGAACGCUUCAACUCGCGUCUGCGCAACAAAAUGUACUACGGCCAAAUGGGCGGCAAGGAUCUAAUAUUGCGGCAGUAUCGAAAUCUCUCGCAGUGGGUGACGCUCGAGUGUGACGGCGCCGACUUCACGGGCAAGCUGCGUGACGCCGGCUGCCAUGCGGUGUUAUUUCUUAAUAUUGGCAGCUAUGGCGGUGGCACACAUCCCUGGAACGAUUCGUUUGGCCAGUCCAAGCCGGCCAUUGAUGACGGCAUGAUCGAGGUCGUCGGCCUGACCACAUACCAGCUGCCCAUGCUGCAGGCCGGCCUGCACGGCACCUGCAUUUGCCAAUGUCGGUCAGCGCGCAUCGUCACCAAGAAGACAAUCCCCAUGCAGGUAGAUGGCGAGGCGUGUCGCGUGAAGCCAUCGAUUAUCGAAAUGAGUUUGUUAAACAAGGCGGUGAUGCUAGCCAAACGCAAACACGGUCGUGGCGAUGUACAGGUGAACCCAUUGGAGAAACUGCAUUUGACCAUUUUGCGCAUAACAAUGCAGCAAUACGAACAGUACCACUACGAUAAGGAAAUGUUGCGCAAAUUGGCCAAUAAGUUGGGCAAAAUGGAGAUCGAGUCGCAGUGCGAUUUGGAACAGGUGCGCAACAUGCUCAAUGCCAAAUUCGAGGAAUCGAUAACCUACCCAAAGGUGUCGCAGGAUUGGUGCUUCAUCGAUUCCUGCACCGCCGAGCAUUACUUCCGCAUCGAUCGCGCCCAAGAGAAUUUGCACUACAUUUGCGACAUUGCCAUCGACGAGUUGUACAUUUUGGAUCAUGAAGCCGCCACCAUGCCACAGACACCGGAUCAGGAACGCUCCUUCUCGGCUUAUUCGCAACGCAUUGGCGCACAAAACGAGCGCCGCAGCAUGGACCCGCAAGGCCGCUCGGGCAGCACUGAGGAUGAUUUGCAAAUUGGAAAACCUGUUAAGGUUAUGAAAUGGAAGAGCAACAAAGAUCGAUUGUUCAGUUUCAACGAAGACGUCUUCGGUUACGGAUUCAGCCCUAUACUGGAACAAACUUCCGAUGCCGUACUACUAGCGGCGCAUCAAGGCGACCUAAAUAUGUUACGUGCACUACAUGAACAAGGAUACUCACUACAAUCAGUAAACAAAAAUGGACAGACAGCACUGCAUUUCGGCUGCAAAUACGACCACAAAGACAUUGUCCGAUAUAUAAUAUCGUGCGCAUCACGACGUCUGAUCAAUUUGGCAGACAAGGAUAAGGGACAAACAGCACUGCACGUUGCUGCUGAAAAUAAUCGCCGCGACAUUUGCGUGAUGCUGGUGGCUGCGGGCGCUAACCUACAGGCGCGCGAUCUAUGCGGCAACACACCCAUGAUGGUGGCCUUCAAUAAAAACUUCACCGAGAUUGCAACAUAUUUGGAAAGUAAGAUGCUUUGCGCUACAAUACAUACAACAACAGCUAUAGCGAAGAAACGCAAUAAAAUGCAGCAACAAAAACCGUAAUCCGUAAUCCGGACAGCUAAAUGAAUAGGCUAGGCAGCUAAGGCUAGAAGCUAAAAGCUAAAAAUGACAAAUCGCCCGCACCCUCCCAAAAACACCACUUCGGCUAUUUCCCCGAUAGCAAUUAUUGAUUGCCACGAAAUGCAGUAGUUUGUUUAAAUAAAAAAAAAACGAAAAAGCAGAAAUAAAAACAAAAAAUUGCACUGGUUUAUAUUAUAAGCUUUGUAUUACCGUUAUAUGCAUGUAUUUGUAGGUUAUGUAACUCUUUUGGUUGUGUUUAAAAUUUUCUUUUGUGAUUUUCAUUCAUUUUAGUUGUUAAUUUUACUAUGUGGGGAAUUUUUUAUUUAAAUUAAUUUUAAUGCUCAUUUACCCCCUUAACUGUAUUGUUUGCACUCGUAUGUUAGAGCUGGUUUUAGGUAAUCGAUAGUAGAAUUUCAGAAUUUAUUAUUAAAUUUUAAUUUUAACGACACAAAAUUAAUAAACUUUACUUGUGUAUCUUUUUUAUUCUGCUUCUGCAUACAAAUGAUAAAAACGAAAUUGCAAAAACAAAACAAAAAACAUAAAAACUCAAUGUGACAACCAAACAUUCCAUAACAAUUAAGGUCAAGAGCGUUUUCUCGUAAUGCAGAGACAGUCGCGAAAUUGAGUCGAGAUCAGGCGAGCAAAACUGGAUAUAAGUAGCAACAGAAGUUAAGCAAAUUAAAAUUAGCAUUAAUUAAAGUGAACAAUAGCAUAAGUACACAUAAAUACAUUUAGAAACUAAGUAUUGAAAUAAAAUUAAAAAAAGCAAAAACAGCUAAACAGGCAACAAGCAACUAUGGGCACUUUGAAAUGAGGACUACGAAGCCCAAUUAGAAAUAUUUUCACUAUUUAUUAGAUAGAUUUACGCUUUUCGCAACGCUUUUAACGGGAAUUUGCAUAGGAAACCACACAGCAGAGAAUUCAUGCAAUCUAAUUGAUUUAUUCGCAUACAUUUAAGCAUCAUAACAAUUUUCGAUUAACACACAAAUCCACUAUAAGUAAUUGAGAGCAAUUCUUCAAGCAGUAAUCGUAAUCAAGUAGUUUAAUAGUUACCAACUGGAGUGAAUUAUACUCGUAUUUAAAAUUAUCAUUACUUCUUCAAACCAGAUUUGAUUCAAGCGAAUGAAAAUUUAACGCUGAGACAAAUUCAAAGAAAAUUAGUAACGUAAGCUCGUAAAUUUUUUCGAAAACUAAUACAAAUAGCGCAUAAGUAUGCCGAAAGUAGUGGCGACUAUACGAAAAAAAGCAAAAACAAAAAAUACAAAAUAAAAUGCAAAAUUUAAAAUGGUAAGCAGCUCAGCAGGAGCGAAAGAAAGAUUCAUUUGUGAUAUGGAAUUAAUUAUAAAGAAUGUUCUGUGAAAACAAAAUAAAAGCAGGCAUUGGCCAAGUUUGCGCCAGCUACAUGAGUAGGGCAGGCGGCGAAUUUUGGUCGCAAGUAAAUUUAAACUAAGCUUACAUUAAAUGUGAAUUAACUUAGGAAGCUCUUCAUAAAUAAUUUUAGUAAACUAAAAAAUCGAAUACAAAUCUAGUUGAUGUACGAAAAAAAUAUAUGAACGGCGAAAAUUUUACGCUCGCAACAAGCAAAUGAGCAACAUAUAGCCUUAAAACACACACACACAGUUACACACACACACACACACACACACACACACACACACACACACACACACACACACACACACACACACACACACACACACUCAUACACAUAUACUCAUAUUAAAUACUUGAAAUACUUAUGUAUGAAUGUAAUUGCAAAAAGUUAAGAAAUACUCAGCAAACACUAAAAUGCAAUUGAAUUCACUUUUGUUUUCGAAUUGCACUCGCUUUGAUGGAUAUGAAUUAAAAAUAAAAAAAAUAAAAAAAACAAUAAACAACACA